Lolium perenne is the source of this 935-nucleotide messenger RNA. The record is from RefSeq and is a predicted model, not a curated record. NCBI's taxonomy places the organism in Eukaryota, Viridiplantae, Streptophyta, Magnoliopsida, Poales, Poaceae.
CAAGUGUGUGCGUCGUUUUCUAAUCGAUUAUUGCAGUGCCCAAUCAACACAUAAUUUUAUUUGUUCAUUAUGUAGCAACACACAAACAUCCAAGGGGAGGGUCUAGAGGGGGGCAGCUAGGUCAAAAGCGGCGAACACUUGGCGAAGAGCGAGCUGGGCCGGGUCAAGCACAUGGAUGGAAGAACACCGCGAGGGGAAUGCUAGUACUCCACAUAUAGAAGAUUGCAUACCAUAGUUCUAUGAAGUGUUUCUUGGUUUUCCUAAUUCUUGUCGUGGUUUUUUCUGUGCAUGCAGCUAAGCUAGCUACACAGCAUGAAGGGACGAGACUACUUCCUCCUGGCGUCUAGGACGGUCUGCACGGCGCUGGCCGUUGCGUCGUUCUCCAUCACGCCAUUACCCUCUAUGAGAAACCCCAUUUUGGGGGCCUUUAUAUCUGUCAAGGCCGUGAGUUUCCUUCAGAUGUUUAUGGGCCUGCUUACGAUGGGAUUGCACGUGAGUAGCCUCAGGAACUGGAUGGAUGGCGGGCCGAACGACUACUUCUCCUACCCGGCUAUCUGCAUCGAGGGGGUGCUGGCGGCGGCGAACUGGGGCUCGGCCACCGCAGCGUUGGCCGUCAUCACGCAUCCGCGCCACCUUCCGAUCUGCCUCCACAACGCCCCCUGCCGAAGGCAGAUGCUCGCCUGCGCGCUGGCUCUACCUAUGGGCGCUCUCAGUGUCGCCAACGUUGCCGUGCUUCUCGCGGCCCGGGUGACGUCCAAUGGCCCCCGCUUGCUCAUGUUACUGUUCGGCCAUUAGCAGAUUAUUAUCUUCAGAUUCUGCACCUGCACAAAUAUAUUAUGGUCGUGCGUACGGACUUGCAUAUUGUACUAACAGUGUUCCAAUGGACUUGUAUAAUACUGUACAUGAUAUGAUGACUGUUGAGCAUUGCUUACGUA